Messenger RNA from Abrus precatorius (Indian licorice), 774 nucleotides. RefSeq lists its product as uncharacterized. The coding region runs from base 1 to 774 and encodes 257 amino acids. NCBI's taxonomy places the organism in Eukaryota, Viridiplantae, Streptophyta, Magnoliopsida, Fabales, Fabaceae. Gene Ontology annotation, molecular function: nucleic acid binding; RNA-DNA hybrid ribonuclease activity. The record is from RefSeq and is a predicted model, not a curated record. The transcript has 3 exons.
AUGGAAUGGAAUGGAGAUUGUCAAGAAGCUAUUGAGAAGAUACAAAAUCCUCCGAUACUAGUGCCGCCAGUGCCAGAGAGACCGCUUAUUAUGUAUUUGACAGUGUUAGGAGGAUCUAUGGGAUGUGUUUUAGAUCAACAUGAUGAAUCGGCUUGGGCAACUCGCAGGUUAAGGCAAUACAUGUUGAGUCACGCAACUUGGUUGGUCCUCUUGUCAGAAUAUGAUAUUAUGUAUGUUACCCAAAAAGCAAUCAAAGGCAUUGCUCUCGCAGAUUUCCUAGCUCAUCAACUGAUGAAUGAUUAUCAGUCAAUACAGUACGAAUUUCCUAAUGAAAAUAUAAUGGCAUUGUUUAAUGAGAAAGAAUUUUCAACAAAAGAUGAAUGGGUCAUGAUAUUUGAUAGUGCUUCUAAUGCACUCGGACAUAGGAUUGGUGCUAUACUGAUUUCCUCAGAGAAGCAAUAUAUCCUGAUCAAAGCUAGAUCAUCAUUCGAUUGUACAAAUAAUAUAGCUGAAUAUGAAGCAUGUGCUAUAAGAAUUCAAGCAGCUAUAGAGUCCAAGAUCAAAAUUCUCGAGGUGUGUGGUGACUCAGCUUUGGUUAUCCACGAACUGAAAGGUGAAUGGGAGACUCGCGAUGCCAAAUUGAUCCCUUAUCAAGCCUAUAUUAGAGAGUUGGUGGAGUAUUUUGAUGAAAUUACUUUCCAUUAUAUUCCUCGUGAGGAGAAUCAAUUGGGUGAUGCUUUAGCCACUUUAUCAUCAAUGUUUGUAGUGAGUUAA